UUAAGGUCUAUCUUCGUUGGCCAAGUGCGAAGUUUACGUCUGUUUUCACGUGCCAAGCGUAUAUAACCGCGUCGUUUUCAUCAAAGUAUUUAUUUUAUACUUAAAUACAACAAUUAUUUAGAAAAAUGAAAGUUAAGAAGGUAAAGACUCAAAGGACAUCUGCUCUAAGUAAAGCAGUUAGUAAUGUGACGCAAAUUAUUAAGAAAAAAGAUAAGGGCAUUGUCAAAAAGAAAUCUAUAGAAAAAGCAGCAGAAACAGAAGUCAAUGCACAAGAAGAGAAACCAUUUGUUUCUACAAGAGGUUUGGUAUACAUUGGACACAUUCCGUAUGGAUUCUUUGAAGAUGAAAUGAAAGAGUAUUUUGAACAGUUUGGUAAAGUUACCAGAGUAAGAGUAGCUAGAUCUAAAAAAACUGGAAAAAGUCGAGGAUAUGGUUAUAUAGAGUUUCAACUUCCAGAAGUAGCUAAGAUAGCUGCCGAAACUAUGAACAAUUAUUUGAUGUGUGGUAGACUUCUGAAAGCUACAUAUAUUCCACCUGAAAAACAACAUUUUGGAUUUUUUGCUGGAAAACCAUGGACUUCCAAAAUAUAUCCAAAAAUCAAUAACAGGAUAAAAGAGCUUAAGAAAAAUGAAAAUUCAAUUAGCCAGACGCAAUACAAGAAGAAUGUUAAGAAAUCUUUGAAACAGCUUUCUGCUUUGGAACAAAAAUUAAAAAGUUCUGGGGUAAACAUAAAGUUUAAACCUAAAGAUGUUCCUAAAUGAUAUAGAUUAAGCAUAGAUAUUUUAUUUCAUUAAAACUACGUUAUAAUUAUAUUUAUAUCAGAAUAAAUAAAAUUUUUGUACAUAUAAAUUACAAUUAUUCUGUUUAAUUGUCAUUUUAUUUUAAAAAUGUAUAAUCAGUUGGAUUUCUUAGAACUGAAAAUUCAUCAAUAAGAAUACUAUUAAAAGACUAUUCUCUUAACUAAAA
Messenger RNA from Nasonia vitripennis (jewel wasp), 966 nucleotides. RefSeq names its product MKI67 FHA domain-interacting nucleolar phosphoprotein-like. Gene Ontology annotation, molecular function: RNA binding. The record is from RefSeq and is a predicted model, not a curated record. The transcript has 4 exons. Bases 126 to 761 code for a protein of 211 amino acids. Gene Ontology annotation, cellular component: nucleolus. Gene Ontology annotation, biological process: maturation of LSU-rRNA from tricistronic rRNA transcript (SSU-rRNA, 5.8S rRNA, LSU-rRNA). Lineage: Eukaryota; Metazoa; Arthropoda; Insecta; Hymenoptera; Pteromalidae.